AUCAUUCAACAAUUAUUAAGGGACAAACAUGUAGACAGUUUGAAUGAUUCUACUAGGAGAAGGCUUAAGAGUAAGAAGGUAUUGAUUGUUUUUGAUGAUGUAGAGGAUCGAAACCAUUUAAAAGAUUUAGCAGGAGAUUGUGAUUUGUAUGGUGAGGGAAGUAGAAUCAUCAUAACUAGUAGAGAUUCACUUGGUUUAUCAGAGGAAGACAGAUAUGAGGUUGAGAAGUUAAGUGAUUCUCAAGGUCUGGAACUCUUUAGCUUGCAUGCCUUCGAGCAAAAUCUUUCCAAGGAAGAAUAUAAGGAGCUAUCAAACAAGGCAAUAAACUAUCUGGAGGCAAUCCAUUAGCUCUUAAAGUUUUGGGAUCUCAUUUAUUUAAUAUGCACAUAGAAGAAUGGGAAAGUGAAUUGGAAAAAUUGAAAGUUGAACCUCUUGAGAAAAUUCAAGCUGUUUUGAAAACAAGUUAUGAUGGGCUAGGGGAUAAGGACAAGGACAUAUUUCUUGAUAUUGCAUGUUUCUUCAAAGGGCAAAAUGAAGAUAAGGUUGAGAGAAUAUUAGAAGCAUUUGGUUUCUUUCCAAAAAGUGGAAUACCUCGCUUACUUAAAAAAUCUCUCAUAACUGUUUCGUCACUCAAUGAGAUUCAUAUGCAUGACUUGCUAGAGCAAAUGGGCAAGGAUAUUGUUAUUAAGGAAUGCAAACAGCCUGGAGGACGCAGCAGGUUGUGGAAUUAUGAAGAUAUUAGUCAUGCAUUGACAACAGGGACGGGAACCGAAAAUGUUGAGGCCAUAUCAUUUCGUUGGGAUGGGAGAGAUAUUGGGAAGCCUUUGAAGCUAAGUGCCACGGCCUUUGCGAAGAUGUGCAAUCUUAGAUUCAUCGAAGUAUGUGCACUGUGGACCCCAGUGCUCGUUCCUAAGAACUUUGAAUUUUGUGCACAAGCACUAAGAUGUCUUUGCUGGGAUUAUUAUCCUCUUGAAUCUUUGCCGUUAAAUUUUUGGCCAAAGAAUCUUGUAGAACUUCACAUGACUUCUAGAAAACUCAUACAACUGUGGAAUGGAGGAGAUAAGCCUCUUGAAAAUUUGAAAUUAAUGGACCUUAGCUACUCUCGUAACCUGAUCCGGAUUCCAGACUUGUCAAGUACUGCCCCAAAUCUCGAGUUUUUAUAUUUAAAUUACUGUAAGAGUUUGGUUGAAAUUCCCUCUCUUCAAAAUCUAAGUAAUCUUGUAGAACUUCGUAUGCGUGGGAGCAAACUCAUACAACUGUGGAAUGGAGGAGAUAAGCCGCUUGGAAAUUUGAAAUUAAUGGACAUGAGCUGCUCUCAUCGCCUGAUCAGGAUUCCGAACUUGUCUAGUAUUGCCCCAAAUCUCGAGUUUUUAUAUUUGAAAGAAUGUUUGAGUUUGGUUGAAAUUCCCUCUCUUCAAAAUCUGAGCAAGCUUACUGAACUUCAUCUAAGUGAUUGCUGCAAAAUCAAAGAUUGUCCAGAGAUUCCGUGUAAUAUAAGGAUUCUAAAAUUAGACAGAACUGGAAUAGAACAACUGCCCUCAUCAAUUAAGCAUCUGUCUCAACUUGUCAUAUUGUCCUUGGAUCAGUGUACAGCACUCGCGAGUCUUCCAAGCAGCAUUGGCAAUUUGAAACGUCUUGAAGAACUUCAUCUAGCUAAAUGUUCAAGACUCGUGACUAUUCCAAGCAGCAUAGGCGAGUUGAAAUGUCUUGAAAAAUUAUUUAUCCGGAAUUGCUCAAAUUUAGCAAGUCUUCCUGAAAGCAUCAAACAACUUUCGAAGUUGAAAAAGCUUGAUUUAGAAGGUUGCAAGAGACUUAAAAGUUUACCAGGGCUUCCAUCAUGCUUAGAAUUAUUAAAUGCAAUUGAUUGCCACUCUCUGGAAUCUGCAUCAAUUUCUUUCAAUUUCUUAGAACAUGAUGAUGAAAAUGAAGAAGCAGAUAGAAGUGAACAUGAAAAUGAAGAAGCACAUAAAAGUGAAUCUGAAGAUUGCAAAGUUCUUGAUUUUAGUAAUUGCGUCAAAUUGAAUAAGAAAGUAAUGGAGGAUGUUUUUGAAGCGCACCUGUUGGGUCAGAAAGUUACAUUAUUGAUGGCAGGAGGUGAAGUGCCAGAAUGGAUGAGGUAUAAGAAUAAAGGAUCCUCGCUUUCCUUCAAACUUGACCUUCGACACUUAAUUGCCUUCUCUUUCUGCGUUGUUCUUCGUCCCAGAGGUUUAAUCGAUUUUCCCUUCGAAUUUGAAGUGGAUUUCAUAUGUGAAUCUGGAAAUAGGCGGGAACGUAAUGCGUUCAACUUUUCUAGCGAUAAGGACUUUGCGAAUUGGAUUGAUUCUUAUGGAGGUCCGUAUGGUUCGGACUCAUCACACGUGUUGCUUUCAUUCAAUGGAUUGAGGACACGUUUUGAUGAAGAGUCUUCCGUUACGGCCUCAUUUUGCUGCAAGGCUGACUAUUUCGUGGAUCGGCCGGAAAUUAUGGAGUGUGGGGUCCAUCCUAUAUAUAGUAGAGAUAAAAGGAGAAGCAGAAAUGAAAAGCACCAAGAUGACGAGGAAUGCCAAUCACUUCUUCAAAUAUUGGAGGAAGACAAAUCGUAG
Messenger RNA from Hevea brasiliensis (rubber tree), 2582 nucleotides. RefSeq names its product disease resistance protein TAO1-like. The record is from RefSeq and is a predicted model, not a curated record. Gene Ontology annotation, biological process: defense response. NCBI's taxonomy places the organism in Eukaryota, Viridiplantae, Streptophyta, Magnoliopsida, Malpighiales, Euphorbiaceae. The transcript has 4 exons. Bases 381 to 2582 code for a protein of 733 amino acids.